GAAGCGAUCCAUAGGUUCGGUCACUGCGAAGGACGACACAGAACUACUACCCAUGGAGACCAUUUACGUCCUGACCGACCAAAAGUUAGGGCUUUCAAUAUAGGACCCAUCUUAUUUUGGGACUGGGAAGAAAGUGGUGCUGGUCGUGGAGUUCGAUAGUAUAGGACGUUAAAAAGGUCGUAGAACGUAGGAUCUUCAUUCACGAUAAUUUUCGAGGCACUAGUCCACUCAUGUAUUCAAUUAUAACCCUCAUUCCCAUCGACCAGUUGAAAAUUUUCUAUGUGUAAGGAUCCAGGAGUACUAACAACUGUUCUUUCAUCACUUUCUAAGGAUAAAGCGCGAACAGGAAAGAUUAGACGACGCUACCUUCUACGAAUUCCUCGCCGAAUAUUUGGACGCCCUACUCGUGGACUCCAGGAAUUUCGAAUCCGAAGAAAAAAAAGCUCUAGCCAACAUAGAAAGGGACAGUGCCGCUUUCGCCUCUAGGGAAAAAGAACAUGUUCAGAAAAUCAAAGGUAGUAGUUGUACGCACCACGUAUUUUGAGUGUUUUCGGUGGUAAAAAUGAAACAGAUGUUUAGAAUCCGUGUAGACCAUCUACGACGCCCUUAUGGCAGUCUGCACUGAACUUUAGCCAUUUUGGCUCAAGAUGAAGAGUAAGAUCAAAAUCAAAACAUCAUCAACUAAGUGACGAAAGGACGUGGACUCGUUCUCACUCCAGUAGGCACGACAGUUGUGACACGGCCAGGGAAAAAGAACAUUAAUUGUAUUGUGCGAUAAACAUGCAAGCUCUUCCCUUUCGGAUAAGCAUGGCACUACAAAAAAAAAAAGCGAGAUUAAUUGUAUUGUAUUGUAUUGUACAAUCCGAUCUUCCACUCCCACCAGCACCAAAAAACCUCGAAAAAAUCCAGAUCUCGAAGGGGGUAUUUUCGAACUGUCAAAAGAGAUGCUUGUCUGCCGAAAGAUGCUCGAAUUAGACAAGGUCAAGCAGAAAAAGCUGAAAGAAUCAAGGCUAGAGUUACGGCUUGUUGCUUACUUUUGCGUGUACUUAUGACAUAAGUAACAGCUCCUUCUUUCAAAAAGUUCUUCUAAUGCCUCUCCUGCAAUUGAUGGCUUCGGAGGAAGAGACCUUCAGUGAGAAGGUGGAGAAACUUGAGCUCGAACUCAAGUGUGUGGAGAAAGAGCGCGUCAACUACGAGGUGCAGACGAAUAUUGUCCUAAAAGAUCUGGACAUCGUCAAGACCGAGAACAAAAAACUACGAGCACAUAUUCGGAAAUUUCAAGAAGAUAUUUCGGAAAUUGUGGGGCAGUAGUGAUGGUAGAAGUCUCUUUUCUCUAUUUCUUGCGGGGGAUGCGUCCCUGUGCAGCGUGGUGGCGGAGCACGGGACAAUGAGGAUUCUGGAUGAAUCCAAAAUAAUAGCGUCUAUUGGCUUUAUUGCUCUCUCAUGAUGUCAUGCCCAGGAUUCCUUUUUGUGUACCAGAUUCUUGGUCGAUUUCCUAUACUCAUUUACUUCUCUUCAAUUUCAUCAAUUAUACUACUUCUAACAGCAACCAAACAACACAACUCGUGUACCACUGUUAUUUUGAUUCCUUAUCGAUUGCAACUGCUCGUUCCUGCAUGAAGUACUUGUCAACAGAUGUUAUUCGGAGAAACCACUUGCGAAGAUCGAUGCGCGGUGGUGCCAAGAAAGAACUCAUUUUUGCUGAAAGCAGAGUGUCCACCUGCCCUACGCCAAGAGUCGCUACCUGACGGAAAGAACGAUCAAAAUAAUUUUAGCGUAUUCUAUAGGGGGUUAGCCCCGUCCAUAGCCGGCAGCUUCUCGGAUAAACA
Messenger RNA from Amoebophrya sp. A25, 1829 nucleotides. Lineage: Eukaryota; Dinophyceae; Syndiniales; Amoebophryaceae. The record is from the annotation of a GenBank genome assembly.